AUGUUCCGCGAACUUCCUGAGGACGUGCAAGCCGAUGAGGACGGUGAAGCCGAAGCCAAGGCAAAGGCUGAUGCUGAAGAGGCCAAGAAGAAGGAGGUCGACUCCAAGACCGCCAAGAAGGAGGAGAAGGCCAAGCAAGAAGCCGAAGCCAAGGCUAAGCAAGAAGCGGAAGCCAAGGCAAAGGCUGAUGCUGAAGAGGCCAAGAAGAAGGAGGUCGACUCCAAGACCGCCAAGAAGGAGGAGAAGGCCAAGCAAGAAGCCGAAGCCAAGGCUAAGCUAGAAGCCGAAGCCAAGGCAAAGCUAGAAGCCGAAGCCAAGGCAAAGGCUGAUCCUGAAGAGGCCAAGAAGAAGGAGGUCGACUCCAAGACCGCCAAGAAGGAGGAGAAGGCCAAGCAAGAAGCGGAAGCCAAAGCCAAGCUAGAAGCCGAAGCCAAGGCAAAGGCUGAUGCUGAAGAGGCCAAGAAGAAGGAGGCCGACUCCAAGACCGCCAAGAAGGAGGAGGAGACGGCCAAGCAAGAAGCCGAAGCCAAGGCUAAGCUAGAAGCCGAAGCCAAGGCAAAGGCUGAUGCUGAAGAGGCCAAGAAGAAGGAGGCGGGCUCCAAGACCGCCAAGAAAGAGGAGAAGGCCCAGAAGGAGGCCGAGGAUAAGACCAAGAAGGCCGCCCAAGAGCUCAAAGGAGCUCAAAGUGGCGAGCAAGAGGGCGAGAGCAUCGAGGGUAAGACAAAGCUCGGCAAGAAGUCGCGUGCCGAGGGAGCUGAAUUCGAGCAAGACGAGGCAAAGCCGAAGGAAAAGUCGGUCGUUGCUAAUGUUGAAGCUCAACUCCGCGCCAAGGAACCUCACGCAGGUCUGGACAUUGACCUGAUGAUCGAAACCAUAGAAGAAGUGAACCUCAACCUGAAGUUGGAGGCGACGAAAAAGAAACAAGUAAAGGAACCGGCCGAAGCGAAGCCCGAAGAACAAAAGGAGGUAGAACCCAAACCUACAAAGAAGGACAAGAAGGCCCAGCAAGAAGCCGAAGCCAAGGCCAAGCAAGAAGCCGAAGCCAAGGCUAAGCAAGAAGCCGAAGCCAAAGCCAAGCUAGAAGCCGAAGCCAAGGCAAAGGCUGAUGCUGAGGAGGCCAAGAAGAAGGAGGCCGACUCCAAGACCGCCAAGAAGGAGGAGAAGGCCAAGCAAGAAGCCGAAGCCAAGGCUAAGCAAGAGGCCGAAGCCAAGGCAAAGGCUGAUGCUGAAGAGGCCAAGAAGAAGGAGGUCGACUCCAAGACGGCCAAGAAGGAGGAGAAGGCCAAGCAAGAAGCCGAAGCCAAGGCUAAGCAAGAACCGGAAGCCAAAGCCAAGCUAGAAGCCGAAGCCAAGGCAAAGGCUGAUGCUGAGGAGGCCAAGAAGAAGGAGGCCGACUCCAAGACCGCCAAGAAGGAGGAGAAGGCCAAGCAAGAAGCCGAAGCCAAGGCUAAGCAAGAGGCCGAAGCCAAGGCAAAGGCUGAUGCUGAAGAGGCCAAGAAGAAGGAGGUCGACUCCAAGACGGCCAAGAAGGAGGAGAAGGCCAAGCAAGAAGCCGAAGCCAAGGCUAAGCAAGAAGCGGAAGCCAAGGCAAAGGCUGAUGCUGCAGAGGCCAAGAAGAAGGAGGUCGACUCCAAGAUCUCCAAGAAGGAGGAGAAGGCCAAGCAAGAAGCCGAAGCCAAGGCCAAGCAAGAAGCCGAAGCCAAGGCCAAGCUAGAAGCCGAAGCCAAGGCAAAGGCUGAUCCUGAAGAGGCCAAGAAGAAGGAGGUCGACUCCAAGACCGCCAAGAAGGAGGAGAAGGCCAAGGAAGAAGCGGAAGCCAAAGCCAAGCUAGAAGCCGAAGCCAAGGCAAAGGCUGAUGCUGAAGAGGCCAAGAAGAAGGAGGUCGACUCCAAGACCGCCAAGAAGGAGGAGAAGGCCAAGCAAGAAGCCGAAGCCAAGGCUAAGCAAGAAGCCGAAGCCAAGGCAAAGGCUGAUGCUGAAGAGGCCAAGAAGAAGGAGGUCGACCUCAAGACCGCCAAGAAGGAGGAGAAGGCCAGGCAAGAAGCCGAAGCCAAGGCUAAGCUAGAAGCCGAAGCCAAGGCAAAGGCUGAUCCUGAAGAGGCCAAGAAGAAGGAGGUCGACUCCAAGACCGCCAAGAAGGAGGAGAAGGCCAAGCAAGAAGCCGAAGCCAAGGCUAAGCUAGAAGCCGAAGCCAAGGCAAAGGCUGAUGCUGAAGAGGCCAAGAAGAAGGAGGCCGACUCCAAGACCGCCAAGAAGGAGGAGGAGACGGCCAAGCAAGAAGCCGAAGCCAAGGCUAAGCAAGAGGCCGAAGCCAAGGCAAAGGCUGAUGCUGAAGAGGCCAAGAAGAAGGAGGUCGACUCCAAGACCGCCAAGAAGGAGGAGAAGGCCAAGCAAGAAGCCGAAGCCAAGGCUAAGCAAGAGGCCGAAGCCAAGGCAAAGGCUGAUGCUGAAGAGGCCAAGAAGAAGGAGGCGGGCUCCAAGACCGCCAAGAAGGAGGAGAAGGCCCAGAAGGAGGCCGAGGAUAAGACCAAGAAGGCCGCCCAAGAGCUCAAAGGAGCUCAAAGUGGCGAGCAAGAGGGCGAGAGCAUCGAGGGUAAGACAAAGCUCGGCAAGAAGUCGCGUGUCGAGGGAGCUGAAUUCGAGCAAGACGAGGCAAAGCCGAAGGAAAAGUCGGUCGUUGCUAAUGUUGAAGCUCAACUCCGCGCCAAGGAACCUCACGCAGGUCUGGACAUUGACCUGAUGAUCGAAACCAUAGAAGAAGUGAACCUCAACCUGAAGUUGGAGGCGACGAAAAAGAAACAAGUAAAGGAACCGGCCGAAGCGAAGCCCGAAGAACAAAAGGAGGUAGAACCCAAACCUACAAAGAAGGACAAGAAGGCCCAGCAAGAAGCCGAAGCCAAGGCUAAGCAAGAAGCGGAAGCCAAGUCCAAGCAAGAAGUCGAAGCCAAGGCAAAGGCUGAUGCUGACGAGGCCAAGAAGAAGGAGGCCGACUCCAAGACCGCCAAGAAGGAGGAGAAGGCCAAGCAAGAAGCCGAAGCCAAGGCUAAGCAAGAGGCCGAAGCCAAGGCAAAGGCUGAUGCUGAAGAGGCCAAGAAGAAGGAGGUCGACUCCAAGACCGCCAAGAAGGAGGAGAAGGCCAAGCAAGAAGCCGAAGCCAAGGCUAAGCAAGAAGCGGAAGCCAAGGCAAAGGCUGAUGCUGCAGAGGCCAAGAAGAAGGAGGUCGACUCCAAGAUCUCCAAGAAGGAGGAGAAGGCCAAGCAAGAAGCGGAAGCCAAGGCCAAGCAAGAAGCCGAAGCCAAGGCCAAGCUAGAAGCCGAAGCCAAGGCAAAGGCUGAUCCUGAAGAGGCCAAGAAGAAGGAGGUCGACUCCAAGACCGCCAAGAAGGAGGAGAAGGCCAAGCAAGAAGCGGAAGCCAAAGCCAAGCUAGAAGCCGAAGCCAAGGCAAAGGCUGAUGCUGAAGAGGCCAAGAAGAAGGAGGUCGACUCCAAGACCGCCAAGAAGGAGGAGAAGGCCAAGCAAGAAGCCGAAGCCAAGGCCAAGCAAGAAGCCGAAGCCAAGGCCAAGCUAGAAGCCGAAGCCAAGGCAAAGGCUGAUCCUGAAGAGGCCAAGAAGAAGGAGGUCGACUCCAAGACCGCCAAGAAGGAGGAGAAGGCCAAGCAAGAAGCGGAAGCCAAAGCCAAGCUAGAAGCCGAAGCCAAGGCAAAGGCUGAUGCUGAAGAGGCCAAGAAGAAGGAGGUCGACUCCAAGACCGCCAAGAAGGAGGAGAAGGCCAAGCAAGAAGCCGAAGCCAAGGCUAAGCUAGAAGCCGAAGCCAAGGCAAAGGCUGAUGCUGAAGAGGCCAAGAAGAAGGAGGUCGACUCCAAGACCGCCAAGAAGGAGGAGAAGGCCAAGCAAGAAGCCGAAGCCAAGGCUAAGCAAGAGGCCGAAGCCAAGGCAAAGGCUGAUGCUGAAGAGGUCAAGAAGAAGGAGGCCGACUCCAAGACCGCCAAGAAGGAGGAGAAGGCCAAGCAAGAAGCCGACGCCAAGGCUAAGCAAGAGGCCGAAGCCAAGGCAAAGGCUGAUGCUGAAGAGGCCAAGAAGAAGGAGGCGGGCUCCAAGACCGCCAAGAAGGAGGAGAAGGCCCAGAAGGAGGCCGAGGAUAAGACCAAGAAGGUCGCCCAAGAGCUCAAAGGAGCUCAAAGUGGCGAGCAAGAGGGCGAGAGCAUCGAGGGUAAGACAAAGCUCGGCAAGAAGUCGCGUGCCGAGGGAGCUGAAUUCGAGCAAGACGAGGCAAAGCCGAAGGAAAAGUCGGUCGUUGCUAAUGUUGAAGCUCAACUCCGCGCCAAGGAACCUCACGCAGGUCUGGACAUUGACCUGAUGAUCGAAACCAUAGAAGAAGUGAACCUCAACCUGAAGUCGGAGGCGACGAAAAAGAAACAAGUAAAGGAACCGGCCGAAGCGAAGCCCGAAGAACAAAAGGAGGUAGAACCCAAACCUACAAAGAAGGACAAGAAGGCCCAGCAAGAAGCCGAAGCCAAGGCUAAGCAAGAAGCGGAAGCCAAGUCCAAGCAAGAAGUCGAAGCCAAGGCAAAGGCUGAUGCUGACGAGGCCAAGAAGAAGGAGGCCGACUCCAAGACCGCCAAGAAGGAGGAGAAGGCCAAGCAAGAAGCCGAAGCCAAGGCUAAGCAAGAGGCCGAAGCCAAGGCAAAGGCUGAUGCUGAAGAGGCCAAGAAGAAGGAGGUCGACUCCAAGACCGCCAAGAAGGAGGAGAAGGCCAAGCAAGAAGCGGAAGCCAAAGCCAAGCUAGAAGCCGAAGCCAAGGCAAAGGCUGAUGCUGAAGAGGCCAAGAAGAAGGAGGUCGACUCCAAGACCGCCAAGAAGGAGGAGAAGGCCAAGCAAGAAGCCGAAGCCAAGGCCAAGCAAGAAGCCGAAGCCAAGGCCAAGCUAGAAGCCGAAGCCAAGGCAAAGGCUGAUCCUGAAGAGGCCAAGAAGAAGGAGGUCGACUCCAAGACCGCCAAGAAGGAGGAGAAGGCCAAGCAAGAAGCGGAAGCCAAAGCCAAGCUAGAAGCCGAAGCCAAGGCAAAGGCUGAUGCUGAAGAGGCCAAGAAGAAGGAGGUCGACUCCAAGACCGCCAAGAAGGAGGAGAAGGCCAAGCAAGAAGCCGAAGCCAAGGCUAAGCUAGAAGCCGAAGCCAAGGCAAAGGCUGAUGCUGAAGAGGCCAAGAAGAAGGAGGCCGACUCCAAGACCGCCAAGAAGGAGGAGAAGGCCAAGCAAGAAGCCGAAGCCAAGGCUAAGCAAGAAGCCGAAGCCAAAGCCAAGCUAGCAGCCGAAGCCAAGGCAAAGGCUGAUGCUGAAGAGGCCAAGAAGAAGGAGGUCGACUCCAAGACCGCCAAGAAGGACGAGAAGGCCAAGCAAGAAGCCGAAGCCAAGGCUAAGCAAGAGGCCGAAGCCAAGGCAAAGGCUGAUGCUGAAGAGGCCAAGAAGAAGGAGGCCGACUCCAAGACCGCCAAGAAGGAGGAGAAGGCCAAGCAAGAAGCCGAAGCCAAGGCUAAGCAAGAGGCCGAAGCCAAGGCAAAGGCUGAUGCUGAAGAGGUCAAGAAGAAGGAGGCCGACUCCAAGACCGCCAAGAAGGAGGAGAAGGCCAAGCAAGAAGCCGACGCCAAGGCUAAGCAAGAGGCCGAAGCCAAGGCAAAGGCUGAUGCUGAAGAGGCCAAGAAGAAGGAGGCGGGCUCCAAGACCGCCAAGAAGGAGGAGAAGGCCCAGAAGGAGGCCGAGGAUAAGACCAAGAAGGCCGCCCAAGAGCUCAAAGGAGCUCAAAGUGGCGAGCAAGAGGGCGAGAGCAUCGAGGGUAAGACAAAGCUCGGCAAGAAGUCGCGUGCCGAGGGAGCUGAAUUCGAGCAAGACGAGGCAAAGCCGAAGGAAAAGUCGGUCGUUGCUAAUGUUGAAGCUCAACUCCGCGCCAAGGAACCUCACGCAGGUCUGGACAUUGACCUGAUGAUCGCAACCAUAGAAGAAGUGAACCUCAACCUGAAGUUGGAGGCGACGAAAAAGAAACAAGUAAAGGAACCGGCCGAAGCGAAGCCCGAAGAACAAAAGGAGGUAGAACCCAAACCUACAAAGAAGGACAAGAAGGCCCAGCAAGAAGCCGAAGCCAAGGCUAAGCUAGAAGCCGAAGCCAAGGCAAAGGCUGAUGCUGAAGAGGCCAAGAAGAAGGAGGUCGACUCCAAGACCGCCAAGAAGGAGGAGAAGGCCAAGCAAGAAGCCGAAGCGAAGGCUAAGCUAGAAGCCGAAGCCAAGGCAAAGACUGAUGCUGAAGAGGCCAAGAAGAAGGAGGCCGAGUCCAAGACCGCCAAGAAGGAGGAGAAGGCCAAGCAAGAAGCCGAAGCCAAGGCUAAGCUAGAAGCCGAAGCCAAGGCAAAGGCUGAUGCUGAAGAGGCCAAGAAGAAGGAGGUCGACUCCAAGACCGCCAAGAAGGAGGAGAAGGCCAAGCAAGAAGCCGACGCCAAGGCUAAGCAGGAGGCCGAAGCCAAGGCAAAGGCUGAUGCUGAAGAGGCCAAGAAGAAGGAGGCCGACUCCAAGACCGCCAAGAAGGAGGAGAAGGCCAAGCAAGAAGCCGAAGCCAAGGCUAAGCAAGAAGCGGAAGCCAAAGCCAAGCUAGAAGCCGAAGCCAAGGCAAAGGCUGAUGCUGAAGAGGCCAAGAAGAAGGAGGCCGACUCCAAGACCGCCAAGAAGGAGGAGAAGGCCAAGCAAGAAGCCGAAGCCAAGGCUAAGCUAGAAGCCGAAGCCAAGGCAAAGGCUGAUGCUGAAGAGGCCAAGAAGAAGGAGGUCGACUCCAAGACCGCCAAGAAGGAGGAGAAGGCCAAGCAAGAAGCCGAAGCCAAGGCUAAGCUAGAAGCCGACGCCAAGGCAAAGGCUGAUGCUGAAGAGGCCAAGAAGAAGGAGGCCGACUCCAAGACCGCCAAGAAGGAGGAGAAGGCCAAGCAAGAAGCCGAAGCCAAGGCUAAGCAAGAAGCCGAAGCCAAGGCUAAGCAAGAAGCCGAAGCCAAGGCUAAGCUAGAAGCCGAAGCCAAGGCAAAGGCUGAUCCUGAAGAGGCCAAGAAGAAGGAGGUCGACUCCAAGACCGCCAAGAAGGAGGAGAAGGCCAAGCAAGAAGCCGAAGCCAAGGCUAAGCUAGAAGCCGAAGCCAAGGCAAAGGCUGAUGCUGAAGAGGCCAAGAAGAAGGAGGUCGACUCCAAGACCGCCAAGAAGGAGGAGAAGGCCAAGCAAGAAGCCGAAGCCAAGGCUAAGCAAGAGGCCGAAGCCAAGGCAAAGGCUGAUGCUGAAGAGGCCAAGAAGAAGGAGGUCGACUCCAAGACCGCCAAGAAGGAGGAGAAGGCCAAGCAAGAAGCCGAAGCCAAGGCUAAGCAAGAGGCCGAAGCCAAGGCAAAGGCUGAUGCUGAAGAGGUCAAGAAGAAGGAGGCCGACUCCAAGACCGCCAAGAAGGAGGAGAAGGCCAAGCAAGAAGCCGACGCCAAGGCUAAGCAAGAGGCCGAAGCCAAGGCAAAGGCUGAUGCUGAAGAGGCCAAGAAGAAGGAGGCCGACUCCAAGACCGCCAAGAAGGAGGAGACGGCCAAGCAAGAAGCCGAAGCCAAGGCUAAGCUAGAAGCCGAAGCCAAGGCAAAGGCUGAUGCUGAAGAGGCCAAGAAGAAGGAGGCGGGCUCCAAGACCGCCAAGAAGGAGGAGAAGGCCCAGAAGGAGGCCGAGGAUAAGACCAAGAAGGCCGCCCAAGAGCUCAAAGGAGCUCAAAGUGGCGAGCAAGAGGGCGAGAGCAUCGAGGGUAAGACAAAGCUCGGCAAGAAGUCGCGUGCCGAGGGAGCUGAAUUCGAGCAAGACGAGGCAAAGCCGAAGGAAAAGUCGGUCGUUGCUAAUGUUGAAGCUCAACUCCGCGCCAAGGAACCUCACGCAGGUCUGGACAUUGACCUGAUGAUCGAAACCAUAGAAGAAGUGAACCUCAACCUGAAGUUGGAGGCGACGAAAAAGAAACAAGUAAAGGAACCGGCCGAAGCGAAGCCCGAAGAACAAAAGGAGGUAGAACCCAAACCUACAAAGAAGGACAAGAAGGCCCAGCAAGAAGCCGAAGCCAAGGCUAAGCAAGAAGCGGAAGCCAAGUCCAAGCAAGAAGUCGAAGCCAAGGCAAAGGCUGAUGCUGACGAGGCCAAGAAGAAGGAGGUCGACUCCAAGACCGCCAAGAAGGAGGAGAAGGCCAAGCAAGAAGCCGAAGCCAAGGCCAAGCAAGAAGCCGAAGCCAAGGCCAAGCUAGAAGCCGAAUCCAAGGCAAAGGCUGAUCCUGAAGAGGCCAAGAAGAAGGAGGUCGACUCCAAGACCGCCAAGAAGGAGGAGAAGGCCAAGCAAGAAGCGGAAGCCAAAGCCAAGCUAGAAGCCGAAGCCAAGGCAAAGGCUGAUGCUGAAGAGGCCAAGAAGAAGGAGGUCGACUCCAAGACCGCCAAGAAGGAGGAGAAGGCCAAGCAAGAAGCCGAAGCCAAGGCUAAGCUAGAAGCCGAAGCCAAGGCAAAGGCUGAUGCUGAAGAGGCCAAGAAGAAGGAGGUCGACUCGAAGACCGCCAAGAAGGACGAGAAGGCCAAGCAAGAAGCCGAAGCCAAGGCAAAGGCUGAUGCUGAAGAGGUCAAGAAGAAGGAGGCCGACUCCAAGACCGCCAAGAAGGAGGAGAAGGCCAAGCAAGAAGCCGACGCCAAGGCUAAGCAAGAGGCCGAAGCCAAGGCAAAGGCUGAUGCUGAAGAGGCCAAGAAGAAGGAGGCCGACUCCAAGACCGCCAAGAAGGAGGAGGAGACGGCCAAGCAAGAAGCCGAAGCCAAGGCUAAGCAAGAGGCCGAAGCCAAGGCAAAGGCUGAUGCUGAAGAGGCCAAGAAGAAGGAGGUCGACUCCAAGACCGCCAAGAAGGAGGAGAAGGCCAAGCAAGAAGCCGAAGCCAAGGCUAAGCAAGAGGCCGAAGCCAAGGCAAAGGCUGAUGCUGAAGAGGUCAAGAAGAAGGAGGCCGACUCCAAGACCGCCAAGAAGGAGGAGAAGGCCAAGCAAGAAGCCGACGCCAAGGCUAAGCAAGAGGCCGAAGCCAAGGCAAAGGCUGAUGCUGAAGAGGCCAAGAAGAAGGAGGCGGGCUCCAAGACCGCCAAGAAGGAGGAGAAGGCCCAGAAGGAGGCCGAGGAUAAGACCAAGAAGGCCGCCCAAGAGCUCAAAGGAGCUCAAAGUGGCGAGCAAGAGGGCGAGAGCAUCGAGGGUAAGACAAAGCUCGGCAAGAAGUCGCGUGCCGAGGGAGCUGAAUUCGAGCAAGACGAGGCAAAGCCGAAGGAAAAGUCGGUCGUUGCUAAUGUUGAAGCUCAACUCCGCGCCAAGGAACCUCACGCAGGUCUGGACAUUGACCUGAUGAUCGAAACCAUAGAAGAAGUGAACCUCAACCUGAAGUUGGAGGCGACGAAAAAGAAACAAGUAAAGGAACCGGCCGAAGCGAAGCCCGAAGAACAAAAGGAGGUAGAACCCAAACCUACAAAGAAGGACAAGAAGGCCCAGCAAGAAGCCGAAGCCAAGGCUAAGCAAGAAGCCGAAGCCAAGGCUAAGCUAGAAGCCGAAGCCAAGGCAAAGGCUGAUGCUGAAGAGGCCAAGAAGAAGGAGGUCGACUCCAAGACCGCCAAGAAGGACGAGAAGGCCAAGCAAGAAGCCGAAGCCAAGGCUAAGCUAGAAGCCGAAGCCAAGGCAAAGGCUGAUGCUGAAGAGGCCAAGAAGAAGGAGGUCGACUCCAAGACCGCCAAGAAGGAGGAGAAGGCCAAGCAAGAAGCCGAAGCCAAGGCUAAGCUAGAAGCCGAAGCCAAGGCAAAGACUGAUGCUGAAGAGGCCAAGAAGAAGGAGGCCGAGUCCAAGACCGCCAAGAAGGAGGAGAAGGCCAAGCAAGAAGCCGAAGCCAAGGCUAAGCUAGAAGCCGAAGCCAAGGCAAAGGCUGAUGCUGAAGAGGCCAAGAAGAAGGAGGUCGACUCCAAGACCGCCAAGAAGGAGGAGAAGGCCAAGCAAGAAGCCGACGCCAAGGCUAAGCAGGAGGCCGAAGCCAAGGCAAAGGCUGAUGCUGAAGAGGCCAAGAAGAAGGAGGCCGACUCCAAGACCGCCAAGAAGGAGGAGAAGGCCAAGCAAGAAGCCGAAGCCAAGGCUAAGCAAGAAGCGGAAGCCAAAGCCAAGCUAGAAGCCGAAGCCAAGGCAAAGGCUGAUGCUGAAGAGGCCAAGAAGAAGGAGGCCGACUCCAAGACCGCCAAGAAGGACGAGAAGGCCAAGCAAGAAGCCGACGCCAAGGCUAAGCAGGAGGCCGAAGCCAAGGCAAAGGCUGAUGCUGAAGAGGCCAAGAAGAAGGAGGCCGACUCCAAGACCGCCAAGAAGGAGGAGAAGGCCAAGCAAGAAGCCGAAGCCAAGGCUAAGCAAGAAGCGGAAGCCAAAGCCAAGCUAGAAGCCGAAGCCAAGGCAAAGGCUGAUGCUGAAGAGGCCAAGAAGAAGGAGGUCGACUCCAAGACCGCCAAGAAGGACGAGAAGGCCAAGCAAGAAGCCGAAGCCAAGGCUAAGCAAGAAGCGGAAGCCAAAGCCAAGCUAGAAGCCGAAGCCAAGGCAAAGGCUGAUGCUGAAGAGGCCAAGAAGAAGGAGGCCGACUCCAAGACCGCCAAGAAGGAGGAGAAGGCCAAGCAAGAAGCCGAAGCCAAGGCUAAGCAAGAAGCGGAAGCCAAAGCCAAGCUAGAAGCCGAAGCCAAGGCAAAGGCUGAUGCUGAAGAGGCCAAGAAGAAGGAGGCCGACUCCAAGACCGCCAAGAAGGAGGAGAAGGCCAAGCAAGAAGCCGAAGCCAAGGCUAAGCAAGAGGCCGAAGCCAAGGCAAAGGCUGAUGCUGAAGAGGCCAAGAAGAAGGAGGCCGACUCCAAGACCGCCAAGAAGGAGGAGAAGGCCAAGCAAGAAGCCGAAGCCAAGGCUAAGCAAGAAGCGGAAGCCAAAGCCAAGCUAGAAGCCGAAGCCAAGGCAAAGGCUGAUGCUGAGGAGGCCAAGAAGAAGGAGGCCGACUCCAAGACCGCCAAGAAGGAGGAGAAGGCCAAGCAAGAAGCCGAAGCCAAGGCUAAGCUAGAAGCCGAAGCCAAGGCAAAGGCUGAUGCUGAAGAGGCCAAGAAGAAGGAGGUCGACUCUAAGGCCGCCAAGAAGGAGGAGAAGGCCAAGCAAGAAGCCGAAGCCAAGGCCAAGCAAGAGGCGGAAGCCAAGGCAAAGACUGAUGCUGAAGAGGCCAAGAGGAAGGAGGCCGACUCCAAGAUUUCCAAGAAGGAAGAGAAGGCCAAGCAAGACGCCGAAGCCAAGGCCAAGCAAGAAGCCGAAGCCAAGGCAAAGGCUGAUGCUGAAAAGGCCAAGAAGAAGGAGGUCGACUCCAAGACCGCCAAGAAGGAGGAGAAGGCCAAGCAAGAAGCCGAAGCCAAGGCCAAGCAAGAAGCCGAGGCCAAGGCCAAGCAAGAAGCCGAAGCCAAGGCAGAGGCUGAAGAGUCCAAGAAGAAGGAGGCCGACUCCAAGUCCGCCAAGAAGGACGAGAAGGUCAAGAAGGCGAAGGACGUCGAAGCUAGUUUGAAAACCAAGGCACCAUCAUUCGUUGAAUGCUUCUGCACGGCCAGCUUUACCAAGCAGCGCACUGAGCGCAUCGGAGUUGGAUUUGUUUUUGGAAGAGGACCGGAACCGAGUGAGGAGUUGCCUUCCGAAAGCGAGUAUCCCGAUCUGCUCUCCCCCGUUCUCAACAUCAAAUCGCCGUUGGGAGAGGAGGUGAUGUUCCCCGAGGAGCCAGCCGAGAAGAAGAAGAAGAAAAAGAAGAAGGGAAAAGAUCAGCAGAAGGAAGAGAAGACUGAGGGGCUCUUAGAGGUCAAUGUGUCGAGGCAACGUACAAGUUCCGGGACGAGCGACCUCAUGGUGGAACUCGACAUUUCCGCCGGAGAAGAGCAGGCAAAAACCGAUGCGGUUGUCGACAUGAACUUCUUCGAUUUCGAGGAGACUGAGAUCAGCCUACACGAGCCGACACCAGUGGAGAAUCUGCUCGAGGUCGACGUGAUGCUGGAGUCGCUGCAAGAAGAGGAGGAGAUUGAUGCGAUCGCGCCAGCCAAAGCCAUGCAGGCCGUCGAACAAACGAUACAACGCAAAUACGGGGACGCGAAGCUGUCGAAGAACUUUGACGAGCAGCGUAUGCCCCAAAGAGCUGAGGCCGAGAUAGUCGUCAGUGAGAAGAGCGUGGUUACCGCGAAGACGCGCAAGACCAUCUUCCGCGAACUUCCUGAGGACGUGCAAGCCGAUGAGGAAGGUGAAAAACCUCGUCAAGUCAUCCUGCAACACCCGGAACCCCUUUCCAUUGACGUUGUCAGUCAAGUCGGAAAGCUCACGGUCGUCGCCAAGCAUCCGAUCGAAGAGGCCGUUUGGUACCGCAACGACCUCGUCGUGCCCAAGUCCGACUUUGUGGAGCAGGCGGACGGCCCGAACACGUCGAGCCUAAUCCUGAAACGCUUCACUGGCAGCUUGAAGAAAAAGAAGAAGGUUACAAAACGCAAGGACUCCGCCGCGAAGUCGCUGGGCGAAGCCGAGGCCAGGUCGGUCCAGGAGGAGAAGGCGACGAAGGAGGCUGAAGAGAAGCCUAAGAAGGAAGCUGUGGCCAAGGCCAGGCAAGAAGCCGAAGACAAGGCCAAGCAAGACGCCGAAGCCAAGGCAAAGGCUGAAGCUGAAGAGGCCAAGAAGAAAGAGGCCGACUCCAAGACGGACAAGAAGGAGGAGAAGGCCAAGAAGGAGGCUGAGGACAAAGCCAAGCAAGAAGCCGAAGUCAAGGCAAAGGCUGAUGCUGAAGAGGCCAAGAAGAAGGAGGCCGACUCCAAGACGGCCAAGAAGGAGGAGAAGGCCAAGAAGGAGGCCGAGGAGAAGGCCAAGAAGGAGGCUGAGGACAAAGCCAAGCUAGAAGCCGAAGCCAAGGCAAAGGCUGAUGCUGAAGAGGCCAAGAAGAAGGAGGCCGACUCCAAGACGGCCAAGAAGGAGGAGAAGGCCAAGAAGGAGGCCGAGGAGAAGGCCAAGAAGGAGGCUGAGGACAAAGCCAAGCUAGAAGCCGAAGCCAAGGCCAAGCAAGAAGCCGAAGCCAAGGCAAAGGCUGAUGCUGAAGAUGCCAAGAAGAAGGAGGCCGACUCCAAGACGGCCAAGAAGGAGGAGAAGGCCAAGAAGGAGGCCGAGGAGAAGGCCAAGAAGGAGGCUGAGGACAAAGCCAAGCUAGAAGCCGAAGCCAAGGCAAAGGCUGAUGCUGAAGAGGCCAAGAAGAAGGAGGCCGACUCCAAGACGGCCAAGAAGGAGGAGAAGGCCAAGAAGGAGGCCGAGGAGAAGGCCAAGAAGGAGGCUGAGGACAAAGCCAAGCUAGAAGCCGAAGCCAAGGCCAAGCAAGAAGCCGAAGCCAAGGCAAAGGCUGAUGCUGAAGAGGCCAAGAAGAAGGAGGCCGACUCCAAGACGGCCAAGAAGGAGGAGAAGGCCAAGAAGGAGGCUGAUGAGAAGGCCAAGAAGGAGGCUGAGGACAAAGCCAAGCUAGAAACCGAAGCCAAGGCCAAGCAAGAAGCCGAAGCCAAGGCAAAGGCUGAUGCUGAAGAGGCCAAGAAGAAGGAGGCCGACUCCAAGACGGCCAAGAAGGAGGAGAAGGCCAAGAAGGAGGCCGAGGAGAAGGCCAAGAAGGAGGCUGAGGACAAAGCCAAGCUAGAAGCCGAAGCCAAGGAAAAGGCUGAUGCUGAAGAUGCCAAGAAGAAGGAGGCCGACUCCAAGACGGCCAAGAAGGAGGAGAAGGCCAAGAAGGAGGCCGAGGAGAAGGCCAAGAAGGAGGCUGAGGACAAAGCCAAGCUAGAAGCCGAAGCCAAGGAAAAGGCUGAUGCUGAAGAUGCCAAGAAGAAGGAGGCCGACUCCAAGACGGCCAAGAAGGAGGAGAAGGCCAAGAAGGAGGCCGAGGAGAAGGCCAAGAAGGAGGCUGAAGACAAAGCCAAGCUAGGAGCCGAAGCCAAGGCCAAGCAAGAAGCCGAAGCCAAGGCAAAGGCUGAUGCUGAAGAGGCCAAGAAGAAGGAGGCCGACUCCAAGACGGCCAAGAAGGAGGAGAAGGCCAAGAAGGAGGCUGAUGAGAAGGCCAAGAAGGAGGCUGAGGACAAAGCCAAGCUAGAAGCCGAAGCCAAGGCCAAGCAAGAAGCCGAAGCCAAGGCAAAGGCUGAUGCUGAAGAGGCCAAGAAGAAGGAGGCCGACUCCAAGACGUCCAAGAAGGAGGAGAAGGCCAAGGAGGAGGCCGAGGAGAAGGCCAAGAAGGAGGCUGAGGACAAAGCCAAGCUAGAAGCCGAAGCCAAGGCAAGGGCCGACGAGGAAAAGAAAGCGGCGCAAGACCUCAAGGGUGCCCAAUCCGGCGAGCAAGCCGGUGAGGACCUCGAGGGGUCCGCCAAACUGCGCAAGAAAUCGAAGACUGAAGGAGCCGAGAAAGAAGCGGACGAGGAGAAGCCCAAGAAAAAGAAGAAGAGCACCAAGAAGGCAGCUGAAGAAGUGGAGACACCAAAGGAAACUACCGAUGAGGAGGGUGCUGAGGUUGCUGAUGUCGUCAAGGCGGAGGAAGAGCAAGAGAAGCCGAAGAAAAAGAAGAAGAAGUCCUUGGACGGUUCAGAACCAACAAAGACCGUUGCGUUCGAGGCAGACCUUGAGAAGAAGGAGGAGCGCCGAUCUGAGGAAGCCGAGCUAACAGAGGUGACCUUGGAGGAGGCUGCUGUGGCCGGUGAGGUUGAUGAGGAGGCCGAGUUGGCAGCUGCGCGCAGGAAGAAGAAGCGUGUGUCGUUUGCUGAAGGGUUGGAGGAGCCGGAGGAGAAGGAGGAAGAGCGUGUGGAACCCAUCGGUUUCUCCGAGCACCCGUCAGACGUCUCGGCAACCGCUCUAGGCGAGCUUAUCCAGCUCACCUGUGCCUUCACUGGCGCCCCAGGAAGUGUCCGGUGGUACAAGGGUGCUGUCGAGAUGUUCGAGAUGCGGAACCGGUACGAGAUCGUGACGGAGGGCAACAGGACGACGUUGCGGAUCCUGCGCGCAGCGCCACAGGACAUUGGCGACUACCACGUGACCCUCGACGACAAGCUGGACAGCAUGAGCUCCCGGGUGGACAUCCGGGCAGCGCCGAAGAUCGAUCUGCUCGACACCAAGCCCGAGAUCAAACUGACGCAGGGCCAGACGUUGAGCUUCUCCUUCGAGUUCAACGGAUAUCCCAAGCCUGAGGUUGACGUCAUCCUGAAUCGAUUGCCCUUCAAGAUGAAGGGCCAGGUUGACCAGUACGAGGAUGCGGUGACUGUACGUCUGCGUAACGUCGCCCAGAAAGACGGUGGAACCAUCGAAAUCGACGCCACAAACAUAUACGGAACUGCCACGGCGACGGUCAAGCUGAUCGUGGUAGAUGUUCCUGGGGCACCGCAGAAGUUGGUCUGCCAGAAGGUGACGCACAACUCUGCCGUACUAUCUUGGCAACAACCCGACGAGGACAACGGCGCCCCGAUUACGGCGUAUAUUGUCGAACGGAAGACGGUCGACUUCUCCAGAUGGCGUCAGGUGGCCACCAUCGACGACGGGUCCACGAAAUAUACAGCCAGGGACCUGUUGCCGAAGGAGUUCUAUGGGUUCCGCAUUUUGGCGGUGAAUACUUGCGGUGAAGGGGCCCCGAGCAAGGUGGUCGACGUAGACACGUUGGAGGAGCCGGAGGACUACGAAGAAGAGGGAUACGACGACGAGUUGAAGGAGUACGACGACGAGAAGGAGGAGGUUUUGGAAGAAGACCAGGAGAAGAUCAGCAGACUCUCGGCGAGGACUGAAGACCGACAACCCGAUGCGGACAUCAAGGAGCCAGGUGGUGACGUCGCCAGCGACAAGGGCAAGCCGAAGGCCGAUGAGGAAGAAACCACCGCCGAAAAUGCGACUGAUAAACGUGAAGCGUUCAAAUCGUCUAAACGGCGCUCCACCGAGAAGCAGCUCACGAAGAAUUUGCAUGUUAAGGGCGCCGAAGGGCUCGGAGAUGCACUCUCCGAAGUCACCGCCGAGGCCGAAUUCAGCGGUGAUGAGCAGCAAGAGAAAAGUGUUGGUCAUCUACCUCACCAGGAAAAAUCGAGGGCCUCGCGUCGCACCCUCGAAUCCACCGACCGGCGCACCACCAUCGACUCGGAAUUUUCGCAGGCCGAGGAGUCUGAAGCCGCCGAAUUUGGGGCAAGAUCAUCUACCAGCCAAAAGACCUCCAAGAAAACCCGCGAGCCCAAGGCCCGGGAGAUGAGCCUCGAUUCGGAGCUGAGCCGGGCUGAACUUGCUGGUGACGCCGAGGGGUCAGGAAGGGCCGGAGUGAAGUCAUCUACCUCCAAGAAGGUCAAGAAGUCCAAGGAUCUGCUCACCGGAAUUGAGGCGUACGUCGAGAAACAGGAAGAGAGCCAGUCGGCCGACAUUUCGGAGGCCGACGCCAACAAGGUCAGCGCCAAGAAGAAGAUCAAGGAGCCGAGGCGCGCCUUGCCGAAGUUGGAGUCGGAGAGUCACGAUUCUGAGCCGGACCCAUCUCGCAUUCGGGAAACCGGAAUCGAUUCCGAUUUUUCGAGAGCUGAAGCUGAACAUGAAGCCGGCGUGACUGGUGCUAAAAAAUCGAAGAAGAAGACCAAGAAAUCGAUCAAGGAACCGGAGAGCCAUACCUCCGAUUUGGACGCCGACUUCAAGAAGGACAGCGAAAUGGCUGGAGCUGAAAUUGGAAAUCAAGAAAAAUCCAGUGAGUCGGCUUCAAAACGAGCUCGAGAAGCCGGCAAGUCAAAAACCGGGCUUACUGAAAGCUUCGAAAAAGCGGGAGAAGCCUCUGAAGCUCAUGCUCAAGCGGCUCUUGCUCGCAAGGGAAAAUCCCAGGCCUACCGGGAGAGCUCAAUUGACUCAGAAUUUGCUCGAGAUUCUGAAGCCCUAGCAGCAGAUGGUGCGCAAAAGUCGCGCUCCCGCGAUAAAGCCAAAAAGAAGCUCAAGCAACCCGGGGCCUCAAAAACCUUCCAGGAGCUCGAGCUCAAGGGCAACGAAGCUGCUGAAGCCACUGAAGCUCAAAAAGCGCUUACAAGGAAAGCUAAAGGAACUGCCUACCGAGAAUCAUCUACCGAUUCUGAAUUUGCUCGCGGAGAUCAAGAAGGUCAAGCUGGAGAUGUACAAGCUUCAAAAUCCAAAGCCCAAGCUCGAAAGCAAGCUCGCGAAGCCAAACUCACCGGCAUCGACGCCAAGGAGUUCAGUGCGAGCAAGGACGAAGAUUCUGAAGCUGCACAACAAAGCCUAGCCGCUCAAGACCGUGCCAAAGCCCAGAAGAAGCUUCGUGAAGCCAAACUCACCGGCGUCGACGCCAAGGAGUUCAGUGCGAGUAAGGACGAGGACUCUGAAGCUGCACAGCAAAGUCGAGCAACUCAAGAUAAAGCCAAGGCCAGGAAGAAGGUCAAGGGCUUGACCAGCCAGGAGAAGAACGUCGACUUGGACAUGUCCAGGGGCGAGGAGUCUGAAGCUGCUGAACAGGCCCAAGUUGAUGCUCAUAAGAAGAAGCUCAAGAAGAAGGUGAAAGAGCCGGGACAGCGAGAUUUUUCGGUAGAUAGCACUAUCUCACGAGACGGCUCGACUGGUGCUGCUCAUACCAUCUUGAAGACGGGCGACAAGCUGUACCAGCGCAAGAAGAUGAAGUCGGUCAGCUUCGAGCAGUCGUUGUCGGAAGAUCUGCUACAGAAACCUGGCGAAGAAGCCGGUGCCGAGGCGACGAGACGAAGCAGUUCAUCUGAGGCCGCGAAAAAGAGAGUGAGGGGCACCACCUCGAAGUCGGCCUCCAGGGACUCGGAGAUGUUCAGGGAGGGUGAGGAAGAGGGAAUCGAGGCCAGCUUGGACGGCUCGACGACGUCGAAAACUAAGAAGAAGCUGCGGGCUGCUGGAGAUGAACGCGCCGAACUUGACGCGGAGUUUGAAGGCGAUUCUGUAGCUGCUCAAGCUGAAGCUACGUCUAACUCGAAGUCCAAGGCCAAGAAGAAGUCCAAAGUCCGGGGCACCACCUCUGAGAACAUCUCCGGCGAGUUCGGCCUGGAUUCGGAGGCUGAACGGCUUGAAGGUGAGGCCAACCUGGGGGGCGUCGACUCGAAGAAGGUCUCCAAGAAGUUCAAGGCCUCGGCAAGUGAGGAGGCCGAGCUUCGGGCGGAGUUGGCCCGCGACUCCGAGCAGUCCGAAGCUCAGAAAAUUGAGCAUGAGAAAAAUGAAGCCAAGGAUGAAGCCAAGCUGAGUCAAGCCGAAAAAUCAAAGCUGAAGAAGAAGAAGAAGGCCGGCGAGGCCGAGAAGUUCACCUAUGAAAAUUUGGGCGCUCCGGAAUUUGUGAAGAAGCAGCGCGACUUGAGGGCCGAAAUCGGCUCGACGGCUGUGAUCGAUGUGAAAAUUCAGGCGAAGGAGAAGCCGAAGAUAUCCAUCUACAAGGACGACGGGAAGCUGGACGAGAAGUCUCGUGAGGCUACCGUAGCCUUGAGCCGUGAUGGAGACUUGUGGUCAUUUUCGAUGGUUCUGCCCGACGUGCAAAAAGCGGAUGCGGGAUCUAUUCGGAUUCAAGUCCAGAAUGCGGAAGGCCAGGCUGAGCACGACUUCAAGCUCGCUGUGGGAAAACCCGAAGCCCGCGGAAAGCUGGACUUUGAAGCUCCGCAUCUACUCACCGCCUUGAAGGACCAGGUCGUCAUGGAGGGCGAGACGGCUAGACUGCAAGGACGCGUCUCCGGUUACCCGGCGCCCGAGCUGGUUUGGCUGAAAAAUGGAAAGGAAUUAGCUGUGGCCGAGGACCCGCGAUUCGACCUACAGUACCGCGAGGAGGAUGGGCAGAUCGACCUAGCCAUCCGCGACUGCACGUUUGCCGACGACGACGAGUACAGCCUGCUGGUGGAGAAUAUUGCCGGGGUCGACAGCUGCAAUUUCGAGCUGAUCGUCGAGUGCCCAGUUUACGAUGACGCUGCCCGGUUCGCGCGAAGGCGUACAAAUAAGAAAACCCGUAAGAUGCAGCGUCAGGAUGAGGUGGCCGGGACAUCAGACUCGGAGAUCGAGCUCGAGCAGCAGAAAAAGAAGAAGGGCAAACGAGCAAAGAAGGUAUUCGAGCGGAGCAACUCGUUGGCCAAGCGGAUGACGCAGCUUUUGCCUCCGAAGUUCGAGAAAAUUUUGUCGGACCAUGAUGCGCUCGAGGGAGAAAGUGUUAUAAUGUCUGUAGCGGCCCGAGGAAUCCCCGAACCAGAUAUCCACUUCUACCGCGACUCCAAGAUGAUCGAGCCGGACGAUGAUCGGGUGUUCAUCCGUCGCGGUGGUGCCGAGGGUGACCAUAGUCAUCAGCUGAUCCUCAAAGAUAUCCACAAGGAUGGCGAGGCAGAAUAUGCAUGCCAGGCUGUGAAUAUUGCGGGGGAAGCGUGGUGCUUCUCCGAGCUCGUUGUCCACUCGUCCAAAGAAGGCUCCAUCACCGGCGAGGAGCAGCAGAAGGCGGAGGAGAAACCCAAGAAGAAGAAGACGGCCAAGAAGGACAAGAAGGACGAAAAGCUAGAGGAAGAUGAAGCUAAGCCAGCGAAGCAUGAGGAUGAAGCUACGCCGGCCAAGCCAGUCGAAGCGGAAGCCAAGUCGACCAAGCCUGACGAAGCCAAGCCGGCUAAGCCAGUCGAGGCUGAAGCCGAAGCCAAGCCGGCUAAGCUGGAAGAUGAAGCCAAGUCGGGCAAGCCAGCCGAAGCCGAAGCCAAGCCCGAAGAGGAGGCCAAGCCCAAGAAGAAGAAGACCACAAAGAAGGAGCCCAAGCUUGAGGAGCUUCAGGAGGAGGCCAAGCAAACUGAGGAGGCCGAAGCCAAGGCCAUGCCGGAAGCUGAGCAAGCCAAGCCGGCUGAGCUAGAAAAGGAGGCCGAAGCUGAAAAGACCAAGAAGAGGGACGCCAAGGCCAAGAAGGAGGCUGAGGCGCAGAAGGAGGUCGAGCUCAAGGCGAGGGCUGAAGCGGAAGCCAAACAGGCUGAGGAGCUUAAGCAAAAGAAGCAGGACGCCGAAACCAAGGCUGAGAAAGAAAAGCAGGCUGAGCAGGACAAGCAAGCCAAGACCAAGAAGGAGGCUGAGGAGAAGCAAGCCGCUGAAGCCAAAGCCCAGCAAGAAGCCGAAGCCAAGGCAAAGGCUGAUGCUGAAGAGGCCAAGAAGAAGGAGGCCGACUCCAAGACGGCCAAGAAGGAGGAGAAGGCCAAGCAAGAAGCAGAAGCCAAAGCUAAGCAAGAGGCGGAAGUCAAAGCCAAGUCUGAUGCUGAAGCCAAAAAGCAAGCUGAGAAGGCCAAGGAGGACGAGGCCCAAGUCCAAAAGGCGAAGGUCAAGAAAUCCGAAGCCGACGAAGCCGCCAAGGUUGAAGCUGAACAAGCCGAAAAACCAGCUGACGAGGCCAAGACCGAGGAGAAGAAAACGAAGAAGGUGACCAAGCGCAAGGACUCUGCAGCCAAGUCGGUCAGCGAAGCCGAGGCCAAGUCGAUCCAGGAGGAGAAGACUGAAGCCGAGGCUAAGCUGGCUGAGAAGGCCAACCAAGAGGAAGCUAAGGCUAAGAAGGAGGAGGCCGAGGUUGUAGCUAUGUCCAAGGCUGAAACUGAAAAGAAGGAGGCUGAGGCUAAGAAACAAGCCGAAGCCAAGACAAAGCAAGAAGCCGAGGAGACCAAGAAGAAGCAGGAGGCUGAAGCCAAGGUCGCUAAAGAUCAGGCUAAACAGGACGAGAAGGCCAGGAAGGAGGCUGAGGCUCAGGCUAAACAGGAAGCUGAGGAAGCCCAGAAGAAGGAGGCUCAGGCCGAGAAGGAGAAAGCCAAGGCUCAAGCUGAGGCCAUGAAAAAGGCUGAAGCCGACGAAGCUAAGCAAGUCGAGGCCGCAAAGUCGGCUAAGAAGGAGGCCGAGGUCAAGGCCAAGGCUGAAGCAGAGAAAGCCGAAAAAGAAGCCAAGGCUAAGAAGGAGGCCGAGGAGAAGGCUAAGCAAGCCGCUGAAGCCAAGGUUAAAGCUGAGGCUGAGGAGGCCAAGAAGGAGGCUGAGACUCAAGCUAAAAAGCAAGCUGAGGAGGCUAAGAAGAAGGAGGACGAGGUCAAGAAGUCCAAGAAGGCCGAAAAGGCCAAGACGGAGGACGAGGAGAAGGCCAAGCAAGAAAUAAAGUCCAAAUCCGAAGCCACCGAAGCCGAGCAAGUCGCCAAGGCCAAGAUCGAGGAGGUCAAGGAGGAGACCAAGCCCGAAAAGCCAAAGAAGAAGAAGGCCGCCAAGAAGGACGAGACCGAGGAGGUCAAGGCUGAAGAACCCAAGGCAGCCGCGCCGAGCAAGACCAAGAAGGAGGCCGACGUCAAGAAGGAGCCCGAGCCCAAGCCAAAACCGCAGCCUGUAGUUGAAAAGAAACAAUCGGAUACCCGGAUGACGAGUCGUGAGACGAGCCCCAGUGGGGAUAAGAAGAAAAAGGUGCCUCACCCCCUGGUGAUCCCCGAUGAGAUCCAUUCCCGUUUUGGCGACCCGAGCACCCUCCAUUCCGAGACUAACAUCACCACCACUGUCACGGCACGCGACGGCAGCGCUGAGGUGCUCUCCCCGGUGAAGCAGCCGCAGUCGGCGAGCAUCGUGAAGACGGUCCGCUCGCGCACUUCUACGCCCGUAGAAGGCGCUGAAUUCACGCUGGAGCAGCCGGCGCAGGCCGGCCAAGCCGCUACGCAAGACGCUGAAGCCGAAGCGAAGGUGACCAGGAAGUCGAGGAGGGACGGGCUGCCGCCAUUGCCCAGUGAAGCCGACAAAGCCAAGUCGAAGGCUGAUGCUGAGGAGGCUGAAGCUAAGAAAGUGGCUGAGGAACGAGCUGAAGCUGAUCAGGCUCUGGCGGAGAAGUCCAAGCAGGACGAGGCCAAGACAAAGAAGACGAAGAAGACUGAGGCCGAGAAGAUCAAGGAGGACGAGGCCAAGGCCAAGGAGGAGCCUGAGAAAGCUAAGCAAGAAGCUGACGAAGUUAAGGCCAAGAAGACGAAGAAGGUUGAGGCCGACAAGUCCAAGGAGGACGAAGCUGCUGCUCAAAAAGCUAAAGCCAAGAAAUCCGAAGCCGACGAAGCCAAGGCGAAGCAAGAAGCCGAAGCUAAAGCUAAGAAAUCCGAGGCCGACAAGGCCAAGGAGGAUGAGGCUAAGGCUAAGAAAUCCGAAGCUGAUGAAGCCGCGAAGAAGAAGGAAGCCGAGAAGGCCAAGGACGACGAAGCUGCGGCUCAAAAAGCCAAGGCUAAGAAAUCCGAAGCCGACGAACCCAAGUCGGAAGCUGAACAAGCUGCCGAGACCAAGACCGACGAGAAGAAAAAGAAGAAGGUGACCAAGCGCAAGGACUCGGCCGCCAAGUCUGUCAGCGAAGCCGAGGCCAAGUCGAUCCAGGAGGAGAGGGCUGAAGCCGAGGCUAAGCUGGCUGAGAAGGCGAAAGAGGACGAAGCCCAGGCUCAAAAAGCCAAGGCCAAGAAAUCCGAAGCCGACGAUGCCGCCAAGGCCGAGGCUGAACAAGCCAAGGCGAAGAAGACCGAAGCCGAAGCUGAACAAGCCGAAGACGGCAAGGCUGAAGAAGAUCAAGACAAGAAGAAAAAGAAGAAGAAGGUCACCAAGAAGUCCGAGUCUCAGGUUGGCCUUGACGAGGCCAGCGAGGCUUCUGAAGCUGCACAACAAGCCCAAGAAGCCGAGGCUGUAGCUGAACAAGCCGAGCCCGAGAAGAAGCUGAAAAAGAAGAAGAAGGCCGCCGAGAAGUCGGAUGAGACGGCAUCUGAAAUCUCUGAGAUUCCAGAGGCCGAAGAAGCUGAUCUCAGCGAGGCCGACAAGGUCAAGGAGGUCAAGGAGCCCGAGCUCGACGACAGUCUAACUCGCCGAAGAGGUUCCGCCGGAUCUACGGAUUCUUCAGGGCGACGCAGGAAGAAGCGCGAGGGCUUCGUCUCCGUACCUGACCCCAGGCUCAUCGGGUUCCGCGGAGACUCAGUUAAAUUUGAGUGCGAGCUGGCGAAUGAGGAGGACGAGGUCGAAUGGUUGAUCAACGGCAAGCCCGCUUCAGAGGAGCCCAGGGCGAAAAUCGUGAAGAAGGGCAUCUUCCAGAGCCUCGUGCUCGAAUCUGUUGCUCCCAAGGACCACGGUCUGAUCAUCGCCGGCCAGCUCCCGAGCGCCAUCUUCGAGUCAAAGCUCGUCGUCGAGGACACGCCGGUGAUCAUCGAGUCCAAGCUGGCCCGAAAAUCCAUCUGCAAGGCCGGAGAGGCCUACACGAUCAAGGUCAAGCUCAACCACGGCACGAAGAACAUCCGGUGGACCCGCGACAACGAGGUGCUCAGCGCCGACGGGGAGUACGAGAUCUACUACGACCCGGAGGACGAGUACGUGUCGCUCACCAUCAAGAACCCGAGCUACAAGCAUGCCGGGAGGUACGUGCUCCAAGCCGGUGAGGCUGAGGUUUUCACAAACCUCGAGGUGCAGGGAGCACCAGUUUUCCCGGAGGAGGGAAGAGCCGUUGAGAUUGAGGCUAAUGAUAACCUAGUGCUCAAUCUCAUCUACAAAGGAGAUCCAGAGCCCACCGCGGAGGUCGUGCUCAAUGGAAAACCGUUGCCAAAGGAGGCCAAGGUCGAGCUCGGGGUUGUUGGGAAUACAGUAAGAUUCUCGAAACGCCAUGCUAGUAAGGAAGAUGCUGGUGACUACACCUUCACGCUCAAGAACGAGUUCGGCGAGGUAUCUACCACCGUUAAGGUCAAGGUAUCGGACGUACCUUAUGCUCCCGAGAAUCUACAAGCAACCGGAGGCUCAGCCACCUCAGUCAUGCUCAGGUGGGAGGCCCCGGAGGACAACGGUGGUGCUCAAAUCUCCGGCUACGUCGUCGAGAAGAAGGAGUCCGGCCGUCGAGCGUUCCACCCUGUCGCUCAAACCUCAGGCUCCAGAAACAACUUCGAGGUCGAGGAGCUUGAGCCCGAGACGGAGUACAUCUUCCGGGUGGCGGCGGUGAACAAGUUUGGUACCGGCGAGUUCGCGGAGACGGGCACGGUAUCGACAUCCACAGCUUUUGAAGCCCCUACCGUCUCUGAGGCUCCUAGGAUUGAGUCUCAGAGUUCAGACUCAGUCACGUUGACUUGGUCGGAGCCUAGCCGCACCGGCGGAUCGCCCAUCUACGCCUACGACGUCUUCGUCAAGGAGGCCGGCAAGGAGUGGCAGAAGGCCAACGACGAAGCCUGCUUCGCCAAGAGCUUCACCGUGCCGAACCUCAAGUCCGGCGUCGGCUACAAGUUCAAGGUGGAGGCCAUCAACGAGGCGGGGCUGACCUCCGACUCCAACAAGUCCACCGACACUGUGCAACUCCAAGGGAAACCCACCCAAAAACUGCAGAUACCGAGGAUCUUUAUCACGGACGUCGAUGCUGUAGAUGUUCACUGGGACUCGCCGUCCGACUCGGACUCUACCGGGUAUACGGUGGCGUACAAGUCGGAGUCGUCGUCGGUGUGGGCUGAGGUGGAGGUUCCGCGAAGCCCCGCCCACAUCACCGACCUGAAGGAGGGCAUCGCGUACGUGUUCCGAGUUGCACCACGGAACGCCAAUGGUACUGGAGAGUUCUCGGAGGCUAGUGCUCCGGUUAAGGUGGCCCUCGAAGCCGCGCCGCAAAUCAUCAAGGCGCUGAAGGACGUGAACAUCCCGAAGAAGGGCGAUUUGCAUCUGGAGUGCCACGCCUCGGGAGAACCAGCCCCGGAAUACAUUUGGUACAAAGAUGAUGAGGAAUUUGUGCCGGCAGAUGAUCGAACCGAGAUCCUCUGCGAGGGCCACAUGUCGGCGCUGAAGAUCCACAAGACCAAGGAGUCCGAUGCUGGCAAAUAUACAUGCCAGGUGGCCAACUCGAGCGGAAAAACCGAAUCCACAUCUCGGGUGACGAUCGGUGACGUGAGGGCCCACUUUGAGCGCUCAUUCUCCGAGGAGACGAUCGUCGAAGAGGGAGCGGACAUUGUACUGUCGUGUACGCUGUCCGACGCUGAUGCUCAGGUCAACUGGUUCAAGGAUGGCCGUCGCCUCGCCGUCUCCGAACGCAUUCAAAUCGAGCAGCGCGGUGCGGAUCGUACACUCACCGUCAAGAAGGCCACCCUCCAGGACGCUGGCCAUUACAGGUGUGAAACAACAGACGAGCGUAGCCGUGCCGAGGGCGCGGUUACGGUAAAGGAAGAGGAGGCCCACAUCCAGAUCGGCCCUCAGGACCAGGAGAUCCAAAACUUUGGCGAGACCGUGACGCUGGCCUGUCAAUUGACGAAGCCCAUCCGCCGCGCCAAGUGGUUUAAGAACGGCCAGGAAGUGUGGCCGCAGUUGAAUAAGGUUCACAUGGCCGUCGAAGAGCGCACGGCCACGCUGCAGAUCCGCAACUUUGACAAGCAUGACGUCGGCGAGUACACGGUAUCGAUUUCCGACACCGAGAAGAGCGCCCCGGCCACUGUAACCCUGAAUGUGCGGCCGAUUAUCACACUCCCGGAAGCCCUCGACCGUCCAGAGGUGCAGGCCGUAGCCGGAAAGGAGUUCGACUUUGCCGCUGAGUUUGCUGGAAGCCCCGAGCCCACGAUUAAGGUAUACCACAACGGGCAGCCCAUCUCCCUCUCCGGGGCCGAGGUCGACAAGUACGAGGAUACCGUAUCGAUUCGGAUGAAGCACCUAAAACGCGCCGAUUCCGGAGAGAUCCGCAUCGUGGCCAGCAACGAGUUCGGCGAGACGACGAAGACGAUCAAUUUGAACGUCAUCGACGCGCCGUCGGCCCCGUUGAAUUUGGUCGCUUUCCACACGACUACAAACUCCACAUGCCUGUCGUGGGAGGCCCCAGAACACUCGAAUGGAGCCCCGAUCACCGGAUAUGUCAUCGAGCGGCGACAGGUGGAGCACGACCGUUGGAGGAACGUCGGCCGCGCUCGGCCUCACCAUCUGACGUUCGAGGAUCUCGACCUGUUCUCCAACGAGUUGUACACGUAUCGUGUACUUGCUGUAAACGACGUCGGCACUGGGCAGCCAUCGAAACAUCUCGAUGUCUAUUCACUUGACGAUGAGGCGGAGGAAGAAGGAGAUGAGAGAGAUACUGUAGUUGCUCCCACCCAAGAACUUGGCACUCCAAAUGCACCAUAUGUUGAAGUCGAUGGCGCCAAGGUGCACCUCAGCUGGUCGGCCGUCCCCGCCGCCCAGUUCUACCGUAUCGAGCGGAAACCGGCCGGAACCGGAGCUUGGAUUGAGCUUGCCACCACGGACCGUCUGAACUACACGGACAGGACAAUUUCUGACGAUGACGACUUCGUCUACAGAAUUGUGGCCCUUGGCGAUUCUACCAUCUCCCCGCCCAGCAACUCCUCAGUGUCUGUACGCGUUGAAAAAGUUGAAGAAGAGAAGCCAACCUGGUCCGUGAAGCCGGAAGCUGAAGCUGCUCGGGAAGAAGCCGACGACUUCAAGAAAGUCGCGGCUGGAAUUGAAGAAGAGGAGUCCGGAAAGAAGAGACGACUCAAGAAGAAGGAGAAGCUGGAAGCUGGAGAAGACCAAGCUUCUGAAGCUGCACAGGCUGAGGAAGCAACUUCCAAGCCAUCCGAACUUGUUGAAGUCACCGUCGCUGACGGAGAUGCUAAGAAGAAGGCCAAGAAGGUGGUGAAGAAGAAGAAGACCGAGGAUAUGAGCCUGGCGAGUGAGGAGAUUUCCGAAGUUUCUGAAGUUUCCGAAGCUUCGGGAGCUUCUGAAGCUGCUCAAGCCAAGCCUAAGGUUGAAGCUGAGGCUGAGCAAGCCGAGAAGAAGGAGGCCGACUCCAAGAAGGCCGAGAAGGAUGACAAGGCCAAGCAAGCCGAAGCCGAAGUCGAAGCCAAGCAAGCCGAGGCCGAAGCUGCUCAAAUCCAAGCUCAGGCUCAGGCUCAAGCCCAAGAUACCGAAGCCGCCGACGCCGCCAAGGCCAAGAAGAAGGUGGUCAAGAAGAAGAAGAGUGAGGUUGGAAAGGCUGAAGCUCAAGCUGAGGCUCAAGAAGAAGCCAAGGAGGCCGAGGCUAGGCAAGCCGAGGCCAAGUCAGCCAAGCAAGACGCGGAAGCCGACAAGUCCAAGGAGGUCAAGGCAAAGCAAGAAGCCGAGGCCAAGACAAAGGCUGAGGAGAAGAAGAAGGAGGAAGAGAGGGUUCAAGCUCAGGCUCAAGCCGAAGCGAAGAAGGAGGCCGAGAAGCAAGCCAAGGCUGAAGCUGAACAAGCCAAGAAGAAGGAGGAAACUGAAGCUACAUCCAAAGCUGAGGAAGCCAAGAAAACCGAAGCAAAGAAGGCUGAGGCCGAGAAGACCAAGAAGGAGACCGAAGCCAAAAAAGCUGACGAAGCUAAGAAAGCCGAAGCCAAGGCCAAGAAGGAGGCCGACGACGCCAAGAAGGUCGAGGAGGAGAAGAAGAAGGCUGAGGCUGAACAAGCCAAGAAGAAGGAGGUCGAAGCCAAGAAAGAGGCCGAGAAGUCCAAGAAGGAGGCCGAAGCCAAGAAAGCCGAGGAAGCCAAGCAAGCCGAAGCCGAACAAGCGGCGAAGAAGAAGGCCGACAAGUCGAAGAAGAAGGACCAGCAUGAAGAUGAACAAUUGACGAAGCAGAAGGAGGCGUUGAAGCCGGUUGACAAGAAGAAGAGGGAUUCUCAAGAUGAAGCCGGAACCGCUUCGGAAGCUGGCACGGCUGAAUCGGUGACUUCUGAAGUGGAAUCGAAGGUAUCGGAGGAAGGAGAUGAAGCCAAGAAGCUGAAGAAGAAGACGAAGAAGGCCGAGUCGGAAGUGUCGCAAGCCGAAUCGGGCGAGAAGACGGAAGAUGAGGAGAAGAAAAAGAAGAAGAAGGCCAAGAAGCUGGAUGCCAAGGUAUCCAAACGCUCGCUGAGCUUCGAAGAAGGAGCCGUGGCCGAGCUGGUCGUUGAGGUGAACGAGGAGGAUGUCGAAGCCGAAUGGACCAGGGAUGGCCAGAAGCUUGACGCGUCCUACACGACCACAAAUGAGAAGAACUAUUGCCGUCUGAAGUUCCGGGCCAUCGCCACCACCGGAGGCACUUACGUCUGCAAGGUGAAAUCGAAGGACGGACAGACGGCUACUGUCGAUUUUGAAGUGACCGUCAAUGAAAAGCCGAAGGUUACGGUAGAAGAGAGCGAAGUCGAAGUCAACGCCGGAGAAUCCGUGCAACUGUAUGCAAAUAUCUCUGGUCACCCACCGCCAAUCUGCACCUGGACCAAGGAUGGCAAGGCCCUGAAAGCGGAUUCGAAGCAUGCCAUGAAGGAAAAAGACGGCCUGGCCACGCUGACGAUCAAGAACUGCCAGGCCGACUCGGCGGGCACGUACGUGCUGCUGGCGAAGAACAAGACCGGCGAGACGGUCGUCAAGAUCAAGCUGGCCGUUAAUGCGCCAGGAGCGAAGAAGGCCGAGGACAAACCGCUGCCAGCCCCGGAAAAACCUACCGUAACCGGUGUCACCCAGAACACCGCUACCGUUGCGUGGAAAGCUGCGGAAUCGCCGGCCGUCCAUUAUGUGCUCGAGUACAAGGAGCUGAAAUCCAAGCGCUCGUGGCAAUCGGUGACCAAGGACAAGAUCACUGGCACCACCUACACGGCCGAGGGAUUGAAGAAAGACAUCGAAUACCAGUUCCGCGUGUCGUACGCAAACGCGUCGGGAACCGGACCCGCCUCCGAGCCAUCGGACCCGGUGAAAUGUGAAGACCGGAAAGUCGAAGCGAAGCCCGAGUUCACCACCAAGCCAGAAGACCUCGUGGUGGCAAAGGAGAAGGGCAAGGUGAAGAUGGUCGUCGAAUUCCGCGGCCAGCCCCAACCCGAAGUACAUUGGUACAAGAAUAAGAAGGAAAUCUUCUCCGGCAAGCGCCAGUGGAUCGAGACGGUCCCCGGCACGUCAUCACUGUCCAUCGGAGAAAUGCGGGAGGACGACGAGGGAGAGAUUACGAUCAAACUGAAGAACGCCCUCGGGGAAGCUAGCCACAGCUUCAAGCUCUGUAUGGAUUCGCCGCCACAGAUAAACCGCGUCGACCGCUACGCGUCUGCCCAGCUGUUCGACAAGGGCGACACCGUCAAGCUGCGCCUCUCCUUUACCGGUUGGUGCCUU
Messenger RNA from Mesorhabditis spiculigera, 29112 nucleotides. Lineage: Eukaryota; Metazoa; Nematoda; Chromadorea; Rhabditida; Rhabditidae. The record is from the annotation of a GenBank genome assembly.